Molecule: messenger RNA, 507 nt
Organism: Pocillopora meandrina
Lineage: Eukaryota; Metazoa; Cnidaria; Anthozoa; Scleractinia; Pocilloporidae
Source: the annotation of a GenBank genome assembly
AUGGCUGGUAAAAGUCUCUUUCGUGAUGAUGUUCCAGAAGUCGUGAUCAAGAGCAUUUUCAGAAAAUACGACUUGGAUAACAGUGGAUGCUUAGAGAAAACCGAGAUUUUAGCGAUGCUGCGAGACAUGGGAUUGGACGAGAAGCAGGCAGAAGUUUGUUUUUUGCUUGUCGAUAAAGACGGAAAUAUGAAAGUCUCUCUUACAGAGUUUUUACUGUGGUUUCGUGCCGGCGAAGGUUUCAAUGUGAUCGACGACCGAAACCGAUACGCUUACGUCCGAAGAGUUGCCGACGAAUUUCUAAAGUACGAUAGAGACGCGAGUGGAGUGAUCGACAGGAGAGAGUUUCGAGCUUUGUUGGCUUCUGGAAGCAAGGAAUGGAACCUAUGCAGCGAGGAGCAGAUCGCCAUCGCUCUCAAAAGUGUGGACAAAGAUGGCAAUGGAACUGUCUCCUUCUCCGAAUUUUUGGCUUGGAUAGACAGGGAAAACGCAAAUAAAUGCAGAAAAUAA